Messenger RNA from Nezara viridula (southern green stink bug), 1725 nucleotides. NCBI's taxonomy places the organism in Eukaryota, Metazoa, Arthropoda, Insecta, Hemiptera, Pentatomidae. The record is from the annotation of a GenBank genome assembly.
CUCUGAGUGAGUAGUGUAUUAGAGCAGCAGUUCUUGAAUAGGAUUCCGUUUCAGGAGUGAAAACAAACCUCUUUAAAAGGAUAAACAGUUUUUUAAAAAUUGAUGAUGGAUAAACCAUCGGUGAUGGAAGAACUGCUUGCAGAAUGUAUAAUAUAUUGGCUAUUCAUACUGGGAAUCAUCGUGAGCUCCGUGGUGGCUCUACAUUACUACCUGUCCAAGAGAAGGUAUUACCAACUGGCCCGGAAGAUACCAGCACCUCCUGGGCUGCCGAUAAUUGGGCAUGCCUUCAACAUAUUAAUGGGGACCGAAGAGGCUUUUCGUAAUGUUUGGAAUACGAUGAGUGAUUGUGAUGUAUGUAAGCUGUGGUUGGGAACACGCUUAUUCGUCUUCAUUAAAAACCCAGCAGAUAUUGAGCUUGUUCUCAAUAGUCGAAUACAUCUAUGUAAACCUAGCGAAAGCAAUCUUUUAAAAACUUGCUUAGGUGACGGAAUUAAUACAGUUUCAGGUUGUCAAUGGAAAUCUUACAGGCAGCUUAUUGCUCCAAUGUUUCAAUGGAGUCAAACCUUCCAACCAAUUUUAAGAAAUUAUAGCAGGAUCUUGGAUGACAGGCUGUUAAAAAAUGUUGGUAAAGAUAUUGACUGUUACAAUUACAUGAGUGACGCCGUUAUGGAACUUCUUUUAAUUUCAAUAUUUGGCGAGAAUACCGACACAGAAGAAAGUAAGAAGUAUUUUGAGGCCAUUCAAAAACUAAAAGAGAUUAUCCGAUACAGACAGAAUAAAUUCUGGCUUCAUCCUGACUUAAUAUUCAACUUAACUAAAUACUCUAAGCUCCAAAAAGAUCUUUUGAGGAUUAUUAAUCGCUUUACAAGGCAGGCUAUAAAGAACAGAAAAAGAGCUUUAAUGGAACAAGGGUACGGAUGGCCGAAAAAUGGUUAUUUUGAAGACCAAAAUGGUAAUAUUGAGCACAACAAUAAUAUUACGACCUGUUUGAAAGAAGGUGACAGAAGCCCAUCAUUAUUGGAACUUAUGAUGGAAGUCAGCCAUAAUGGAACAACUUUGAUGGAUUCCGAAAUACAAAACCAAGUUGACGCCCUUGUGCUAGAGGGACUUGAUACAACAGCAUUAACCGGGAGCUUUUUUCUUGGUGUGAUGGCGGAUCGGCCUGACAUUCAGGAAAGAUGUGCAAUAGAACUGAGUCAAAUCUUUGGUGAUUCAGAUCGACAAGUGACGUUCGAAGACACACUUCAAAUGAAAUACCUUGAGAGAUGCCUAAUGGAAACGCUAAGAAUACACCCACCGGUUCCAUUUAUAACCAGGGAAUUGCAGCAAGAGCUGAGACUCGCAUCUACAUGCCUGACGAUUCCUGCAAACAGCACUCUGAUGGUAGACGUGAAGAAGCUUCACAUGAACGAAGAAUUAUACUCCAGCCCUGAUGUUUUCGAUCCUGAUAACUUUCUGCUGGAAAAGUGUGUUUCAAGGCACUAUUAUUCAUUCAUCCCGUUCUCAGCCGGUCCCAGGAGUUGUGUCGGAACGAAAUAUUCUAUGCUCAGCCUAAAAGUUUUGCUAUCUUCAAUACUGAGAAAAUACAAAAUUUUUCCUUCAAGUGGUCAAGAAAGUGCUUCGAUGAUGACAAAAGACACAAGAAGGACUGAAAGAUUUGUCAUUAAAAUGGAACAUAGAAAACGAUAGUUUUUCUUUGUUUAUACCUGUUACUUUAAAUCAUGC